UUGUACAUAAAUUCCUUUUUCUUGUCAAAAGUUAACAAUGGCUUCCUUCAUUUCAACCUCAACCGCUCCUUCUGCUGCUACACUCUCUUUCACUGCUCCUAAUAAACCCCAAUGCUCCAUCACCCAAAUCAAUCUCUCCUCCCUAUGGGGAUCAAGAAUAGCUGUGCCCACCAUCAGAAUCUCAAACGCAGCAAGAAGGAGAUCAUCCCAGCAGAUCUUUAAAACUGCUAUUUCAUGCUCGAUUGUUGCUGAAGCUGAAACUCUGGAGACUGUCCGAAGCACAAUUGCGAAGCAGCUGUCAAUUGAUGAGACCACUGUCACCCCCCAAACCAAGUUUGCUGAUCUUGGUGCUGAUUCAUUGGACACUGUUGAAAUAAUGAUGGCUCUGGAGGAGAGGUUUGGAGUGUCGAUUGGAGAAGGUGGUGCAGAGAACGUUGCAACUGUACAAGAUGCUGCUGACCUCAUUCAGAACGUCAUUGCAGAUGCUGCUUAAUUAAUUAAUUAAUAAUUAUAGUAAUAAUAUUUAAAUUAAAAAUACAAUAUUUCUUGUUUUGUUUUGUUUUGUUUUUUUUUUAUUUGUUUUUAUAAAUUUUGGUCUAAAUUGGGUGACAAUGAAACAAUCAUAACUAAGUUGAUUAAAUGAUUGGCUUGAUAAUCACAAUAUUUUAAGUUUGACUUUUUGGUUUGAAAUGGUCAUAUAUUAGCGUGUAAUUUUGCUUCCAUGUUUCAGAAUAACAAAUAAGUGAAAGUGGAG
This is a messenger RNA of Ipomoea nil (Japanese morning glory), 754 nucleotides long. RefSeq names its product acyl carrier protein-like. Bases 38 to 493 code for a protein of 151 amino acids. The record is from RefSeq and is a predicted model, not a curated record. Gene Ontology annotation, biological process: fatty acid biosynthetic process. Lineage: Eukaryota; Viridiplantae; Streptophyta; Magnoliopsida; Solanales; Convolvulaceae. The transcript is spliced from 4 exons. Gene Ontology annotation, molecular function: phosphopantetheine binding; acyl carrier activity.